Daktulosphaira vitifoliae (grape phylloxera) is the source of this 868-nucleotide messenger RNA. Its product is annotated as KRAB-A domain-containing protein 2-like. Gene Ontology annotation, molecular function: nucleic acid binding. Gene Ontology annotation, biological process: DNA integration. The transcript is spliced from 2 exons. The record is from RefSeq and is a predicted model, not a curated record. Bases 50 to 868 code for a protein of 272 amino acids. NCBI's taxonomy places the organism in Eukaryota, Metazoa, Arthropoda, Insecta, Hemiptera, Phylloxeridae.
UAUUUUGCAUUCGACUCAUUCUACUAUUGGCCAUGGCGGAAGAUGUAGUAUGGAUUCUGAAUUAAAAUCAAAAUAUUGCAAUAUCACGAAUGAAACUAUUAUGGCAUAUUUAAAUCUAUGCACACAUUGUCAAAAAAAGUCGUCAAAUCCUAAAAGAGGCUUAGUUUCAAAACCUAUUUUACAUUCCACUUUCAAUUCAAGAGCUCAAAUCGAUUUAAUUGAUAUGCAAUCACAAAAUAUUAAUGGAUUUCGCUUCAUUUUAAAUUAUCAAGACCAUCUUACGAAAUUCGUGUUACUUAGAGCUUUAUCGAGUAAGCGUGCGGAAGAGAUCGCAAACAAUUUGUUGGAUAUUUAUACAACUUUCGGGGCGCCAGUCAUUCUACAUUCUGACAAUGGCCGAGAAUUUGUUAAUUCAAUAAUUAUUGAGCUCCAUUCCAUGUGGCCAGAUGUAAAAAUAGUACAUGGCAAACCUAGACACAGUCAAAGCCAAGGGUCUGUAAAGAGAGCUAACCGCGACGUUGACAGAGCCCGUGGAUCCUCACGAAAUUUAUUAGCAGUUAUUGCUAAUGUUGAUAACGGCUUUUAUAAAUUAUGUACCGAAAAUGGUUUUCUUAAACACAAGUAUACGAGAUCUCAAUUUAUGCCAUGCAAAGAAAUUUUACUUGAUCUCAAAACCCUGCUUGAAUCAUCUAAAGAAAAAGAGAUUACAUUUCGAGAAGCAGCAGGAUGUAGUAGUCUUAUGGGUACACAAGACUAUCAAAGAUGUCACUAUAAGAUGAAGAGUAAAACAAAUAAAUGUACCUGUCGAGUAGUUGGGAAAUUAUGCAAUUCGAAAUGUAACAGUUCAUUAUCAUGUGAAAAUAAAUAA